Messenger RNA from Drosophila takahashii, 1004 nucleotides. RefSeq names its product Dorsal interacting protein 2 (gene Dlip2). NCBI's taxonomy places the organism in Eukaryota, Metazoa, Arthropoda, Insecta, Diptera, Drosophilidae. The record is from RefSeq and is a predicted model, not a curated record.
ACGACGCCAAAGCAACAACAAAGAUAAAUAAAUAAAAUGGUUACGAGGACUUGCGCGUACAAGGAUUGCGAAUAUUACUAUGCUCUCCACGACAGCAUGCAGUCGAAGGGAAGAACCCUUUUUGCCUUUCCCAAACAACCGGAAAGGGCUCGAAUCUGGCACGAAAAUGGACAAGUGCAUCCCAAGAUUCCCCAAAACCAGCUAUUUAUGUGCUCCAGUCACUUCGACCGCAGGUUCAUAUCCUCCGGUAAAAACCGAACGCUCCUUGUGGGCGAGGCGGUGCCGUAUCCGUACGAGGAGAAGGAUCCAGAUCCGGAGGAGGAGCCCCAACAGGUGGCAUCAACGUCCCAGGAGAGCUACUUUAUAAAUCUGAGCGACGAUGAACUGAGCAUAAACAAUGUGGACACCACUUCCAAGACGAAGUCAUCUGAAAAAGAAAUUGAAAUCGACCUCGAGGCUAUCGCCGCCAAGCGCCCAAGAGAAUCGACAUCGACGAUUAGCCUUUCUGUGAAGGAAACUCCUAAAGCGGAUCCCAAACCAACUGAAGAGGCUGUUAGCGAAGAGCCUAGUAUUAUUGAUACUUCCGAAGUGUCCGUCUUCAGUUUCAAGGGCCAGGAGUACGUACAAAUGUCUAUGGAGUAUUAUUUGAAUGAGAAGAAAAUGAUGGCGGAACUUCUUAAAAACUACAAGAACGCUUUAAGGAGUAUCAAGGCACAGGUCUCCCAGCUGGAUCUAUGACUUAAUCAAUUAUGUUAAUUUUUCCGCUUAAUUCCUGGCUGGAUUUUAUAUUGGAUAUUCACCGGACGUUAUGGCGAAGCUAUAAAAUAAUAUAUUUUGUAAGUCUAAUAUUUUUUGCAAGCUAAACUCGACGUAAUGGUUGCAAAACAUGCAAUAUUAAUUCUAAAAGUUUUGUAUGAACAUUUAUAUUUCAACGGAAUUGGUUAUUAAACCCACGGUUGCCACUUCAAAAAUUUUUUAGGAGAAAAAAAAAAGAUUAAAAAUGA